Messenger RNA from Belonocnema kinseyi, 860 nucleotides. It is a transcript of the gene Scp1, whose product is annotated as sarcoplasmic calcium-binding protein 1. Bases 165 to 752 code for a protein of 195 amino acids. Gene Ontology annotation, molecular function: calcium ion binding. NCBI's taxonomy places the organism in Eukaryota, Metazoa, Arthropoda, Insecta, Hymenoptera, Cynipidae. The record is from RefSeq and is a predicted model, not a curated record. The transcript has 6 exons.
UACAAAUUUGUUCUUCACGCUGAUUCGCCGAAAUUGCUAAAGUUGUUUUCGAGUGUCAAAAACUGCUCUUCUUGAAUCGAGUUCCGAGUUUUGUGGAAAAAAGUGAAUUUGUGAUUGGAAAAGAAAAAAAUAAAAGCUCGUUUAAAACGAGGAAAUACAAUAAAAUGGCAUACAGCUGGGAUAAUCGUGUUGAUUUUAUAGUCAAAUUUCUUUAUGAUAUAGAUAAUAAUGGAGUAGUAGAUCAACAUGAUUUUGAAUGUAUGGCUUUAAAAAUGACUCUCAUCGAGGGAAGGGGAGAAUUCCACUACAAUCGAUAUCAGGAAAAUUUACACAUAAUGAUCUCCUUAUGGGAAGAAAUUGCCGAACUUGCUGACUUAAACAAGGUAAAGGAUGGAAUCGUAACGAAUGAAGAGUUUAAAAGAGCUGUGCAAAUGAGCUGUGUUGGACGUCCGUACCGCGAAUUUCCCCAAGCAAUGAAAAUGUUCAUCGACAGUCAUUUUAAAUUAGUUGACUUGAACGAUGACGGUGUAAUAGCAGCGGACGAAUUUCGUUAUAACUGCGUUACAAGAAUUCCAGUCGACAAUGUCGAUAUUCUUGAUGAAUCCUAUCAGCACCUUUUAAAUGACGACGAUAGAAGAAGAGGUGGAAUAACUUUGUCUCGUUACCAAGAACUUUACGCCCAAUUUCUGGGUAACCCAGACGAAAAUUGUCCAGCAGUUCAUCUAUUUGGUCCAUUGCACGAACUAUGUUGAUUUUAUAAAAGAACACGAAAAAAUAUAAACCUCAUGCAACUGUACAAAAAGACAAGUUUAAUAUUAUAUUUAAUUUCAUAAUCAAGAAUGAAGAAAAAUAUUCUAAUG